Messenger RNA from Echinococcus granulosus, 459 nucleotides. RefSeq lists its product as hypothetical. The transcript is spliced from 3 exons. The record is from RefSeq and is a predicted model, not a curated record. NCBI's taxonomy places the organism in Eukaryota, Metazoa, Platyhelminthes, Cestoda, Cyclophyllidea, Taeniidae. The coding region runs from base 1 to 459 and encodes 152 amino acids.
AUGGAGGGGAGCGUGGGCUGGCUGGUGGGUGGACGGACUGACGGACGGAAAGAGGAUGGAGGCACGAGACCUACUUGUCCCACCUCGCGCUCACCCACAGCGCACUUAGCAGACCCGUCUCAACGACCCAUCCAACCACCCAUUCAACAAUACGCAAGGGGACCUCAGCCACGUCUGCUCCAUGGGCCUCGUUGUUGGUCCGUUCUAACAAGCUACUGGAAUAUUACACUCCGUCUUCGCUACCAGCUGACACGCGGAAUCUUCCUCCCUCCCUAUGUGGGUAUGCAUGGCACUGCAGCGUUGGAUCGGUGCAAGGUCGGCAUGAAAAAGAUGCUACAUCUUACUCUCCCCCUUGUUCACUCCGAUCGCUUUUGCAUAGGAAAAUUGGAUCCCCGUUCCAGCACAGAGAUCAAGGCAGAUGUGUUUAGGGCACAAAAUAACACCUUUUAUGACGACUGA